Messenger RNA from Zygosaccharomyces rouxii, 1476 nucleotides. RefSeq names its product ATP-dependent RNA helicase DBP5 (gene DBP5). Gene Ontology annotation, biological process: poly(A)+ mRNA export from nucleus. The record is from RefSeq and is a predicted model, not a curated record. Gene Ontology annotation, molecular function: RNA binding; ATP binding; RNA helicase activity. The transcript has a single exon. NCBI's taxonomy places the organism in Eukaryota, Fungi, Ascomycota, Saccharomycetes, Saccharomycetales, Saccharomycetaceae. The coding region runs from base 1 to 1476 and encodes 491 amino acids. Gene Ontology annotation, cellular component: cytoplasmic stress granule; nucleus.
AUGACAGAAUCUAAGGGUGAUCCAGCUGAUUUAUUAGCAUCAUUAAAGAUUGAUGGUAAGGAGAAGGAGGUGAAGCCUUCUGCUGACAUUGAAAAGAAGACAGAGGACAAAGAGGGAGAACAAGAAGAACAAAAGACUAAGGACGUUAAUCAAGACGAAUCGAAAAAGGAAGACGAACCAAAGAAGGACGACGAAUCAAAACAGCAACAAGAGACCAAUUUAGUUAAAUCCGAAUAUGAAGUUAAAGUUAACUUUGCUGAUAUACAAGCAGACCCCAAUUCACCACUUUACAGUGUUAAAUCAUUUGAAGAAUUAGGACUAUCACCAGAAUUACUCAAGGGUCUUUAUGCUAUGAAAUUUCAAAAACCAUCCAAGAUUCAGGAGCAUGCCCUACCGCUGUUAUUACACAAUCCGCCACGUAAUAUGAUCGCGCAGUCACAAUCAGGUACAGGUAAAACAGCGGCAUUUUCAUUGGCAAUGUUAACUCGUGUUAAUCCUGAGCUUGGUGAAGCUACACAGGCCAUUUGUCUAGCACCAUCCCGUGAAUUAGCAAGACAAACUUUAGAAGUUAUUCAAGAAAUGGGUAAAUUCGCCAAGAUUUCAACACAGUUAAUUGUACCUGAAGCCUUUGAAAAAGGCCAACAGAUUAAAGCUCAAGUUGUUGUCGGUACACCGGGAACUGUGUUAGAUUUAAUUAGACGUAAAUUGAUUAAUCUUUCACAAGUUAAGAUCUUUGUUCUAGAUGAAGCUGAUAACAUGUUAGAUAAACAAGGUCUUGGUGAUCAAUGCAUUCGUGUCAAGAAAUUUCUGCCCAAAUCUACUCAAUUGGUAUUGUUUAGUGCUACUUUUCCUGAUCAAGUUAAAGAGUAUGCUAAGCGCGUAGUGCCCGAUGCUAACAGUUUGGAACUACAACGUAAUGAAGUCAACGUCAGCGCAAUUAAACAACUUUACAUGGAUUGUAACGAUGAAAGCCAUAAAUACGAGGUAUUGACAGAAUUGUAUGGAUUAUUGACCAUUGGAUCUUCAAUUAUAUUUGUCUCGACAAAGAAAACUGCUAAUUUGCUAUAUGCCCGUCUAAAGCAAGAAGGUCAUCAAGUUUCCAUUUUGCAUGGUGACUUACAAUCCAAGGAGCGUGAUAGACUAAUUGAUGAUUUCCGUGAAGGUCGCUCUAAGGUUUUAAUUACGACUAAUGUUUUGGCAAGAGGUAUUGACAUUCCCACCGUUUCCAUGGUUGUCAAUUACGAUUUGCCUACAACACAAACUGGACAACCUGAUCCUUCUACCUAUGUGCACAGAGUUGGUAGAACCGGUAGAUUUGGUAGAAAGGGUGUUGCCAUUUCAUUUGUCCAUGACAAGAAGUCUUACCAGAUACUGUCGUCAAUUCAAAAAUACUUUCAAGAUGUGGAGAUGACAAGAGUGCCUACCGAUGACUGGGAUAAAGUGGAAAAAAUUGUCAAGAAAGUACUAAAAGAAUAA